AUGCUGGAGUCACAGCUCAUUAGCCAUCUUCUCUUGACAGCGAUACAGCUUCUCACUGGGCUUUUUGUAAAUGCCAUCAUUGUGGUUGUGCACGGCACGGGCUUGCUCAAGCACAGAAAGAUGAUUCCGUUGGAGGCCCUUGUUUCCUGCCUGGCGAUGUCCAGGAUCUGUCUAGAGCUGGCCAUCUUCUACCUUAAUCUGGCUGUUUUUAACUUGAUUGACAUCCGUCAGUUUGUGGGGAAGUUUGUAAUUCUCUCCUUUGUAAAUGAAUUGGGGCUGUGGUUUGCCACAUGGCUCAGCGUCUUCUACUGCAUCAAGAUUGCCAGGAUCGCUCACCCUCUCUUCCUCUGGUUGAAGCUGAAGAUCUCCAAGCUGGUUCCUUGGCUGAUUCUGGGGUCCCUCCUACAUGCAUCUAGCACCUGUGUCUUCCACAGCAAACAGCCAUGGAUCUUUUCCGAAGACCUCCUGGGCUUUUCCUCUCAAAAUGCAACAGCUGAAAGCGAAGACAUCGCUACUUUGCGGUUCACCCUUCUCUUCGCUGAGCUCUCCUUGCCAUCACUCAUCUUCCUCGUUUCUGCCCUGCUCUUGCUGUUCUCCCUGGGGAGACACACCUGGCAGAUGAGAAACACAGCCACAGGCCCUUGCCCCCGUGCGCGCGUCAGGUCCCUCCUGUCCAUCUUCGCCUUCCUGGUCCUCUACCUCUGCCACUACCUGAUGGUUCUUUUGCUCUUUUCUCAAGUUUUCAAACUUACAAGCCUCAGAUUUCUGUUCUGCAUCUCGCUGGUUGGUUCCUGCCACUCCGGACACUCUAUUAUCUUAAUUUUAGGAAAUCCUAAACUGAAACAAAAUGCGGAGAAGUUUCUCCUGCAUAGAAAGUGCCGUCAGUGA
Camelus dromedarius (Arabian camel) is the source of this 888-nucleotide messenger RNA. It is a transcript of the gene TAS2R1, whose product is annotated as taste 2 receptor member 1. NCBI's taxonomy places the organism in Eukaryota, Metazoa, Chordata, Mammalia, Artiodactyla, Camelidae. Bases 1 to 888 code for a protein of 295 amino acids. The transcript has a single exon. The record is from RefSeq and is a predicted model, not a curated record. Gene Ontology annotation, cellular component: membrane. Gene Ontology annotation, molecular function: bitter taste receptor activity; G protein-coupled receptor activity. Gene Ontology annotation, biological process: detection of chemical stimulus involved in sensory perception of bitter taste; sensory perception of taste; G protein-coupled receptor signaling pathway.